AUGGAAGAGUGCUUAAUGGAAGAGUGCUUAGCUUUGCUCGGUUGUGAGGUGGAGUGGCCUAUUAUCCUCAGUAACAGAUUGAAAGAUUCGAUGAAGCACUUGGUAUUUGAGAAUGCAGAGAGUGUGGUGGCCUCAUGGGAAAUGGUUGGAAUCAAGGACUACACCAAGAUGAAUGAAUAA
Molecule: messenger RNA, 180 nt
Organism: Sphenostylis stenocarpa
Lineage: Eukaryota; Viridiplantae; Streptophyta; Magnoliopsida; Fabales; Fabaceae
Source: the annotation of a GenBank genome assembly